This is a messenger RNA of Spizellomyces punctatus DAOM BR117, 2370 nucleotides long. RefSeq lists its product as uncharacterized. The transcript is spliced from 10 exons. Lineage: Eukaryota; Fungi; Chytridiomycota; Chytridiomycetes; Spizellomycetales; Spizellomycetaceae. Bases 1 to 2370 code for a protein of 789 amino acids. Gene Ontology annotation, cellular component: mitochondrial envelope. Gene Ontology annotation, biological process: mitochondrial transport; carnitine transmembrane transport. The record is from RefSeq and is a predicted model, not a curated record. Gene Ontology annotation, molecular function: O-acyl-L-carnitine transmembrane transporter activity; protein binding.
AUGUACAACAACUUUCAGGACUUGAUAUCUGUGCCCUCAUUCCGCUCACAAAACGAUGAAGAACAUCACACGCAGCAUGAUGGUGCAUUAUAUGAUCAAGCAAAGAGUGUUAUAUCUGGCGCUGUAGCGGGCGCCGCAACCGUCGUUGCAGGUCAUCCGUUCGACACGAUCAAGGUCCGGUUGCAAACGCAAAAAUGUCGUACGGACUUGUCAAUGACCGCCUGCUUCAAGACAACCAUCCAAAGACAUGGGUUUAGGGGGCUUUACAGAGGCAUGGGAUCUCCACUACUUGGUGUCACACCGCGGUAUGCGUUGAGAUUCUGGGCGUAUGAUAUUGGUUGUCACUUGAUGUAUGCGCCGUCGUCAACAUCUUUACCAGAAUUGAGCGUCUCCCAAUCGGCCUUUGCAGGUGCUUUGGCCGCUAUCCCUUCGAGUAUCGUCACGGUCCCAACCGAACAGAUCAAGGUUACAAUGCAAACACAAGACCAUCACGCACCUACACAGAAAUAUCAGCGUACAUACGGGAUAUGGAACGCGACCAGAGAACUCCUUCGUGAAGGUGGACUGAGAGCUCUUUAUAGAGGGACGUGGGCAACGUUGGCUAGGGAUGUGCCUGGAUUUGCGGCGUAUUUUGUGGCAUAUGAGGUUGUCCAUCGGGCGGUGGCAGGUGAAGAAAAGAAUCCUCGAGAUCUUUAUAUAGCUGUGCUUACUGCAGUUCUUGGAGGUGGAUCGCUAUGGGCAUUGGCGAUUCCUCCAGACGUGAUAAAAUCUCGCAUCCAGUCAUCCCCACCUGGUACCUAUAACGGCUUUUCCGACGCGGCAAUUCGCAUUCUACGCCAGGAGGGUGUAGGUGCUUUGUUCAGAGGAACCACGCCAGCGCUGCUGCGAUUAAUUCCGGCGAAUGCAGCAGGCUUUUUGGGUCGAAUAGGAGCCCUAGCCAUCAUGAAUCGAUACUGCCAGCCCAAGCCCGCCGCAGAGAUGUCUUCCCCAUUUGUUCACCCAUGCACGCUUCCCAUCGAAAUUAUCGAUGAAAUAUUAACCCAUCUUCCGGUUCACGACCUCUUCACACUUGGUAAGGCGAAUAGAGAACUCUGUGCUUACAUUGGUUCUCGGGUGAAGACGAUUGUUAAGAGAAGAUUGGAUGCGGCAAUGAUACAGAGGAACGAGCAGAAGGGCGUGGAGUGGUUGAGAGGGGCGAUCAAAGGUGUUCGGGCGGAUCUCGAUUGGGUCGACGACACAGAACGGAGGUCAUGUCUUCGCCCCUAUUUAGAAACGCUUUGGAAAGGCUAUCUUAGUGAAAAGGAGAAGGCGAUUCUCAGUCUCAUCCCGCCUACCACUACUUCAUCAGUACUUCCCAUCAUAUUUUUGUCGUGGACGGUUCGAUACCCAAUGGGCUCUAGCUGGCAAACCAUCUACAGUACCCAUCUCUACAUGGACGUUCCAGCAUCUCUCUGCGCCAUGCUUGACCUCCCUCCCAAUACCGCUCAAGUUCAAAUAAUGGAAGUCACUAAGUAUCAAGCAAAGAUUGCCAAGGGCGUAGUGGUGGCCCUGACAGAGUACUUUAACCGGUUGGGAUGGAAGGGAACUGUGCGAACAUUUUGGGAAGGCCUGCUUGACGGGACCGAUGGGCGGGAAUUAGUGGAUACCCAUCCGUGUUUGCAAGGCGACAUGGUGGAGAAGUGGACGAAAGGUGAUACAAGUGGUUGUCUGAACGAGAGGUUUUUGGACGAGCACGAGUCAUACAUUGCCACCUUACAUCCGGCGCUCCCCAUUCUCCGUGCGCUUCUGGCCCAUCUAUCCCGGCACUCAAUACUCGCCGUGCUGACCGACUUGGACGUUCAAUGUACGAACAUCCUCCACGACAAGCACGCACUGCUCAAAAGAUGCCAGACUCUGCAUUACCCGUUAAAGGGGAUAGAGCAAAGAUAUUUUGACGCAUUUCAAAGGAUUGAAUGGAAGGGUGGCAGCUGGAAGCGGACACCUAUUUUUGACGAUUGGUAUAGGGCCUAUGCGGGAAGGGAGGAUGAUGUUUGUGGAGAAAUCCGUGGAGAGACACGCACUGGGAUGUGGCUAUCUGUUAAACUCAAAUGCUACGACUACACGUCCUAUACUCGCGGCCCACACUUUGGUACCUCUUUCACAUGUACAUCCCCUUCCGAGACGAUGGAUCUCCUUACCGUUGAAGGAAUCGCUCAAUUUGCAGUUACCGUGGGACUCGCUGACGCUAGUAGUGCCCCGAAUUGGGACGAUCGCUUACUCUAUGUUGUGUUUGUUUGUUGUGUGCCCUGUGAUACUCCAAUGGAAUGGGUUUGGGCGCUCUGGAAUGAAGUUAAACGGAAAGUCAGGGUUGCAGGACAUUCAGUUCUGUGA